AUGAGCAGUUUUGUGGAAGAUGCUAAACGGCUUUUUGGGACCUCAAAUUUAUAUCAGAUACUUCAACUAAACUCGAAGCCAGUCGACAAGUACAACUCUAAACAGAUCAAGAGAGCUUAUCUUGAGCAGUCCUUAAAAUAUCAUCCUGAUAGAGCGGCAGAGGAAGAGAAAGAGAGAAGAACAGAACAGUUUCAGAUCCUUUCUAGAGCGUAUGCGGUACUUAUAGAUGAUGAGAAACGAAAAGUUUAUGAUGAAACUGGUAUUAUUUUGAAAGCAUUUGCAAAGUCAAGAUCUGCAUUGUGGUUACACAUUGGUUUAGGAGUCAUUGAUGAGGACGAAGUCAGCGAUGAAUGGGACUGGGAGGUUUACUGGAGAAGAUUAUUUAGAAAAGUGACAUUGGAGGAACUGCAAUUGUUCUGCAAACAAUACAGAGAGAGUGGAGAAGAAAAAAAGGAUUUAAAGGCUUCUUAUUUGAAAAACAAAGGUGAUAUGAGUAAAAUUAUGGAUGAGGUCCUUGGAGUUACUUACGAAGAUGAAGAUCGUUUGAGGAACAUGAUUAAUGAAAUGAUAGAAAGUGGAGAGCUUAAAUCUAUGCCAAAAUUCGUCAGUGAGUCCAAAAGUAAAAGAAAUCGGCGUCGAAAGGCGGCGGAACGAGAAGCUAAGGAAGCGCAAGAAGCACUUCGUGAGAUUGAGACGAAAGAAGGAACUUCAGGUCUUUUUGCUCUCAUCCAGGCGCGUCAACAAAAACGCGAAGGUGCUUCAUUUGAUGCGUUUUGUGAUUCUUUGGCGGAAAAGUAUGGGAAAGGAAAAGCAAAAAGGAAAAAGUUGAUUAGAAGUUAA
Enterobius vermicularis (human pinworm) is the source of this 840-nucleotide messenger RNA. NCBI's taxonomy places the organism in Eukaryota, Metazoa, Nematoda, Chromadorea, Rhabditida, Oxyuridae. The record is from the annotation of a GenBank genome assembly.